CAGAACACACAGGAUCCAGAAGAGAAAAAAAUAGCGUUGGAACUUCUGGACACUGAGCAGGCUUAUGUCAACUGUCUUCAUCUCUUGGAUCAGGUUUCACUUCUUAAACAGUAUGGCUUGUGAACACAGAAGAUGGGGACUUCUCAGUGGCUGUCCCUAGACUCUGGAACUCUCUGUCUGGGAAGGCUAGAAUUGUUCCUUUUUUGUUGUCCUGCUGGCAGGUGAAGACUUAAAAAAAGAUGUGACAGGCUCCUGGAACCAAAAGUUUUUAAGGGAAAGGCAUGUGAAGGUGAAGGCAACUGAAGACUUAAAAAAAUCUGACAGGCUUCUGGAACAAAGGAUUUUUAAAGAAAAGGCAUUUAAAUGAUGCUGUAUUGUUUUAAACUGUACUGUUUUAACACUGAUAGGAAUGAUCUGGUUUUUAUAGUUCUUACUUAAGCCAUUCUAUGAACCAUUUUUUCUGGGAAGUGGAGUUCUGUGAAUGAAUGAAUAAUUAAAUAAAUGAAUACACUUAUAUUCCUUUACUGGCUGGAAAUGUCUUCUUCUAGGUGUUUUUUACAGAGCUAGUGAAGGAAGCCAGAAAUGCAAAAGCAUUCCCAGAAGAGGUGGUAAAAAUGAUAUUCUCCAAUAUUUCAUCCAUUUACAACUUCCAUGCCAAGUUUUUCCUGCCAGAGCUGCAAAAACGUAUGGAGCAUUGGGAGACAAAUCCCAGGAUUGGGGACAUCAUCCAGAAGGUUGCUCCUUUUCUGAAGAUGUAUAGUGAAUAUGUGAAGAACUUUAACAAGGCCGUGGAGCUAAUCACCACAUGGUCUGAAAAGUCCUUGCCAUUCCAGGAAAUCAUUUCACGGAUUCAGAAACAGGAGAUAUCUGCCAACUUAACCUUGCACCAUCACAUGCUGGAGCCUAUACAGAGAAUCCCUAGAUAUGAACUCCUUUUGAAGGGAUAUGUUCAAAAGCUACCUUUGGAAUCACCUGACCGGGAGGAUGCACAGAAAGCUUUGGAAUUGAUUUUCACAGCAGCCCAACACUCUAAUGCUGCUAUUGCAGAGAUGGAACGGCUCCAGAACCUCUGGGAGGUGUAUCACAGGCUAGGACUUGAGGAUGACAUUGUUGACCCUUCAAAUGAGCUCAUUAAAGAGGGACCCAUCCAGAAAAUCUCUUUCCGGCACAACACCACAACAGAGAAAUACCUGUUCUUGUUUAAUAACCUACUGCUUUACUGUGUGCCCAAAGUCAUUCAAGUGGGUGCGGAGUUUCAAGUGCGAAGCCGAAUUGAUGUGCAGGGAAUGAAGGUCCGAGAACUGAAUGAUGUAGAGUUUCCUCAUGCUUUCCUUGUGUCAGGAAGGCAGCGGACUCUAGAAUUACAAACCAGAUCCCACGAUGAGAUGAAUGCCUGGAUAAAGGCAUUCCAAUCUGCCAUUGACAAGAAGGAGAAGAGGGAAGAGUCCUUCAAAGCAGCCAUUCAAAGGCCAGAAGCAGAGACCCAAGACUUAAAUACAUACCAGCCUGAGGAGCUGGGUAAUCGAGCUCCUCAGUGGAUAAGAGACAAGCUGGUAACCAUGUGCAUGCGUUGCAAGGACCCGUUCAAUGCUAUCACACGCAGAAGACAUCACUGCCGGGCCUGUGGCUAUGUGGUGUGUGGCCGCUGUUCCAAUUACAAGGCUGAGUUGCAGUAUGACAAGAAUGGACCCAAACGUGUCUGUAUGGAAUGUUACAACUUCUUGACGGGACAUUUGCUGCAUGAUGAGCAGCAUGGGAAGCACAAAGGUAUUCUGGAGAAAGGAUCUGCAGAAACAUCAGGACAGAGUCUGAUGUGCAGCUUCUUGCAGCUGCUGGACAAGAAUGGAAAGGGGAGCAAGAGGGGAUGGUUUGUGAUCCCACGAGAUGACCCCCUUGUGUUGUAUAUUUAUGCUGCACCCCAGGAUGUCAAAGCUCACACCUCCAUCCCCCUUCUGGGCUACCAAGUCAAAGAGAUGCCUCCAAGUGACACCCGUCACAUCUUCCAGUUGGUACAGUCCAAACAGGUCUAUACAUUGGUUGCAGAGACAGAGGACCUGAAACAGCAGUGGAUGAAAGCCAUAGCACAGUCAGCCCAUGGUGAAGAAGAGGAAGACACAUUUGAUGAACUGGAAUAAUCAGAGCCUUGUUGUGAUAUAGUUGCAUACUGUGAGCCACUGUAGCAUAUAUGUGAAAGGAAAACAUGCUUGUAAUUACCAAAUUUUUGCUAUAGUAAUAUUUUUCAAUUACAGGCUGAGUCUGCAUUAUCUGGAAUUCUGAAACUCAAAAUAUUAAAAAAACAACAACAACAACAACAACAACAAAAGUUUUUUCAUGGGUGGCUGAGUGACAUCUUUGCUUUCUGGUGAUUUGGUGUACACAAACUUUGUUUCAUGCACAAGGUUAUUAAAAAUAUUGUAUAAAAUUAUCUUCAGGUUAUGUGUACAAGGUAUACUUGAAACAUAAAACAAA
Sceloporus undulatus (fence lizard) is the source of this 2469-nucleotide messenger RNA. RefSeq names its product FYVE, RhoGEF and PH domain containing 2 (gene FGD2). Bases 615 to 2135 code for a protein of 506 amino acids. The record is from RefSeq and is a predicted model, not a curated record. The transcript has 14 exons. Gene Ontology annotation, molecular function: metal ion binding; guanyl-nucleotide exchange factor activity. Gene Ontology annotation, cellular component: cytoplasm. Lineage: Eukaryota; Metazoa; Chordata; Lepidosauria; Squamata; Phrynosomatidae. Gene Ontology annotation, biological process: cytoskeleton organization; filopodium assembly.